Molecule: messenger RNA, 3971 nt
Organism: Ricinus communis (castor bean)
Lineage: Eukaryota; Viridiplantae; Streptophyta; Magnoliopsida; Malpighiales; Euphorbiaceae
Product: DNA-directed RNA polymerases IV and V subunit 2
Exons: 8
Coding region: 171-3782 (1203 amino acids)
Biological process (GO): DNA-templated transcription
Cellular component (GO): RNA polymerase II, core complex
Molecular function (GO): DNA binding; ribonucleoside binding; DNA-directed RNA polymerase activity
Source: RefSeq, a predicted model, not a curated record
UUCCUCGUCUUCGCCAUUUUCCCAGCAUAGUAAGCUCACACUUCCUUUCUAUGCUGAUUUUUUUUUUUUUGUUAAAAUUCAAAAUAAAAAACAACGGGUUUGUUCUGGAAGCACUCUGCAAAGUCACUAUUUUUGAACCUUACAAAAAAAAAAAGGGAAGGAAAUAAAAAAUGGUAGAGUAUGAUGAUGCCAUGGAACAAGAUAAUGAUAUCGGCACAAGUAGUAAAACCGAGAAGCUUUUUAAAGCAUCCACCGACAUGGACAUUGAUUUUGACUCCGAUUCUGGCUCCGAUUGUGAUUUUAUGGACUCAUCUACAAGUUUAACCGAUAUAGGGGAAGCAAAACUGAAAGAUUUUUGUAACAAGGCAGCAACUUUGUUUUUUAACGAGUAUGGUUUAAUUAGUCAUCAAAUUAACUCAUACAAUGAUUUUAUUAACAAUGGGAUACAAAAGGCUUUUGAUUCAUUUGGUGAGUUGGUUGUGGAGCCUGGAUAUGAUCCAUCUAAGAAGGGUGAGAAUGAAUGGAGAUACGCUUCUGUUAAGUUUGGUAAGGUUGCCUUAGAAAAGCCAACUUUUUGGUCUGGUGCUGAUGAACAUAAGAUGCUUCCUAGACAUGCUAGGCUUCAGAAUAUGACAUAUUCCUCCAAGAUGAAAGUCAAUGUUAGCGUUGAGGUCUACACUCGAAAAGUUGUUAGAAGUGACAAGUUUAAAACUGGCAAAGAUCAAUAUGUUGACAAGGAGGUUCUAAAUACAGAUAAUAGGAAUAUCACAAUUGGGAGUUUGCCUGUGAUGGUGAAGUCUGACCUUUGUUGGAUGAAAACUGCUGAAAAAGGCGAUUGUGACUUUGAUCAUGGAGGUUACUUUUUGAUCAAGGGUGCUGAGAAGGUUUUCAUAGCACAAGAGCAAAUCUGUUUGAAGAGACUCUGGAUUUCAAAUAUACAGGGGUGGACAGUCUCAUACAAGUCUGAAAUUAAGAGGAAUAGAUUGAUUGUUAGGUUAGUGGGGCUUUCUGCACUUGAAGACGUUAAAGCAGAAAAGAAAUGUCUGACUGUGUAUUUCUUGUCAACAGAGAUCCCUCUAUGGAUUUUGUUUUUUGCCCUUGGUGUCACCUCAGACAAAGAAGUGAUUGAUUUGAUUGGUUAUGGCUCCAAUGAUGCUAGGAUUGUGAAUAUCUUCUUUGCCUCCAUUCAUGAUGCUGAUGAGAAAACUGAGGGGUUUCGCAGGGGGAAGGAGGCUCUCGAGUAUGUUGUAAGACAGAUACGGGGAACCAGAUUUCCACCAGGGGAAAAUGAAGAUUUCUUUGAAUUGUAUCUGUUUCCAACUCUUCAUAGUCUAAGGCAAAAAGCCCGGUUUCUAGGCUAUAUGGUGAAGUGCCUUUUACAAGCAUAUAAUGGCCAAAGAAAAUGCAAUAACUGGGAUAGUUUUCGAAAUAAAAGGUUCGAGUUGGCUAAAGAGUUGCUAGAGCGGGAGCUAAAAGUACAUAUUGCACAUGCCCGUAGGCGCAUGGCCAAAGCUCUACAGAAGGACCUGUAUGGAGAUCGGGAUGUGCGCCCGAUUGAGCAUUAUUUGGAUGCUUCUAUAGUCACCAACGGUUUGUCAAGAGCAUUCUCAACUGGAGCAUGGUCACAUCCGUACAAGAGAAUGGAAAGGAUUUCUGGUGUUGUAGCAAAUUUGGGCCGUGCAAAUCCAUUGCAAACUAUGGUUGAUUUGCGGAAAACAAGAUACCAUGUCCAAUACACGGGGAAAGUUGGAGAUGCGAGAUUCCCGCACCCUUCUCACUGGGGCAGGGUUUGCUUUCUUUCUACUCCUGAUGGUGAAAACUGUGGACUUGUAAAGAAUUUGGCCACUACUGGACUUGUUAGUGUAAACAUAUUAGAACCUCUAAUCGACAAAUUGAUUGCUCGUGGAAUGGAGAAAGUUCCUGAAGAUUCCCAUUCUGACCUGGACGAGAAGGAUAAAGUGUUUCUCAAUGGGGAAUGGGUUGGAGUUUGUGAAGAUUCUCGCUUGUUUGUUGCCGAGCUUAGACGCCUGCGACGGAGGAAGAAGUUGCCUCAGCAGGUGGAAAUCAAAAGAGAUGAACAGCAACAAGAAGUACGCAUAUUUUCUGAUGCUGGAAGGAUUUUACGCCCCCUUUUGGUUGUUCAGAAUUUACAUAAGAUAGAAGCAUUUAAAGGGGGAAAUUGUACCUUCCAAUCACUUCUGGACAAGGGAAUUAUUGAGUUUGUCGGAACUGAAGAAGAAGAGGACUGCAGCACUGCAUGGGGUAUCAAAUUUCUUUUAUCAGGAGUUGAUGGGAAGCAAUCGCUGAAGUACACACACUGUGAACUUGACAUGUCCUUUUUAUUAGGAUUGAGUUGUGGAAUCAUUCCCUUCGCCAAUCAUGAUCAUGCAAGAAGAGUUCUAUACCAGGCUCAGAAACAUUCUCAGCAAGCUAUUGGUUUUCCCACAACAAAUCCAAACAUCAGAGUGGACACGCUAUCUCAUCAAUUGUACUAUCCCCAAAGGCCACUUUUUCGGACAGUGACUUCUGAUUGCCUUGGAAAACCUGGAGACACACGAGGUCAUAAUGGAAUUGUACCAAAGCCCGAGUUGUAUAAUGGUCAAAAUGCUAUUGUGGCAGUCAACGUCCAUCUAGGAUACAACCAAGAGGACUCCUUGGUCAUGAAUCGUGCUUCUUUGGAGCGCGGCAUGUUUCGGUCGGAACAUAUCAGAAGUUAUAAGGCUGAUGUUGAUAACAAGGAAUUAUUAGACAAGAGGAGGAAGUAUGAUGACAAUGUAAAUUUUGGGAAGAUACCAAGUAAAAUUGGACGUGUUGACAGCCUUGAUGAUGAUGGCUUUCCUUUUAUUGGUGCUAAUCUUCAAAGUGGUGAUAUUGUUAUUGGGAGGUGUGCUGAAUCUGGGCCUGAUCACAGUAUAAAACUGAAGCACACUGAAAGGGGCAUGGUCCAGAAAGUUGUAUUGUCUUCAAAUGACGAGGGGAAGAAUUUUGCUGUUGUGUCUCUGAGACAGGUUCGUUCUCCAUGUCUUGGAGACAAGUUCUCAAGCAUGCAUGGACAAAAGGGUGUUCUAGGAUUUUUGGAGUCUCAAGAGAACUUCCCUUUCACAAGACAGGGAAUAGUCCCUGAUAUUGUUAUAAAUCCGCAUUCAUUUCCUUCACGACAAACUCCCGGUCAACUCUUAGAGGCUGCUUUGGGAAAGGGGAUUGCCUGUGGUGGUUCAAUGAAAUAUGCCACUCCUUUCUCCACUCUGUCUGUUGAAGCAAUCACAAACCAGCUGCACAGGGCUGGAUUUUCAAGAUGGGGAAACGAAAGAGUUUACAAUGGGCGAACUGGUGAAAUGGUUCGAUCUCUCAUAUUUAUGGGUCCCACAUUCUACCAGCGAUUGAUCCACAUGGCUGAAGACAAAGUAAAGUUCCGCAACACUGGGCCUGUUCACCCACUCACCAGACAGCCAGUUGCAGAUCGCAAGCGUUUUGGUGGUAUCAAGUUUGGAGAGAUGGAGCGCGACUGCCUUAUAGCUCAUGGUGCAUCUGCAAAUCUGCAUGAGCGCCUUUUUACUCUCAGCGACUCUUCACAGAUGCAUAUUUGCCAGAAAUGCAAGAACGUGGCAAAUGUGAUUCAACGGGCGGUGCCUGGUGGUCGCAAGAUUAGGGGUCCAUAUUGCCGGGUUUGUGAGUCUGUUGAUGAAAUUGUUAAGGUAAAUGUACCUUAUGGGGCCAAGUUAUUGUGUCAGGAACUUUUCAGCAUGGGCAUAAGUUUGAAGUUUGAAACCCGGCUUUGUUGAGCUUGUAAUGAGUUAUUUGCUUGUUGUUGUCAGGCUUUUGCAUAUUCAACCUUGGCGUAUGUGCUAUUUGGUAUAUUUCCCAUAACUGCAAACCUGUAGUGUACAGGGUUACCUUGGCUUAGUUUAAGUAGCAUUUAUGUAGCAGUGUUCUUUGACCUCUAAUGUAAUGUGAAGUAUAUGAUUUUGCCA